CGUCGUGCCCUUCCCUGACCAUUGCUCGUCGGGUGAGCUUUGUGCAAACCCACCUCCAUAUAACUGCCACCCAACUUGGUUUCAGCAUGUCGUCACUGCAGGCCCCUUUUCAGCCCUUGUUCCUGCUUGAUCCCCUGGCCAUGGACGUAAUUUCCUUCGACGCAGAUGACACCUACAGCAUGAGAUCUACUCCAAUGGAAUCCGGACCAUCACCUGGCGAAGUACUUCAAGGAAGACGACUACGGACAAUGUUGCCCGACGUCCAGCCCUGCCCAGGCCGCAGCGUACAGAAGCAUCGUCAGACCGACCGUUGCAGCCGACGACUACCACCACUCAACCCCCGAGACACGGUACGCAUCAAAGAAGGGGAGUGGGCCACCAAAGGUCAAGUCGUUCAAGCUGCGACAUAUCCCCGGUCGUAUAAAAUAAUCACUGAAGACGGCACAUUCCUGCGGCACAAUCGGCGACAUCUGCUGCCUACAAGAGAAGCUUUUCGACAAAGAGGACUUUGUGACUCCGAGGAAGACCUCCGUCAAGGGGCUGACGGAAGACCUUCACCAUACAGCAGCAACAGUGCCGCCGAGUCACCGGCCACAACUGGCCGCAUUCCCGCCUCAUCCAACGCUCCUGCAUGCUUGCAGCAGAACCAAGAACCUGCGUUCAGAAGGUCAACGCGAGAGCGAAGGCCCCCACAGAGGCUUACUUAUAAUCGAAGCUUUGUGCAAGUUCCCUAAAUAGCGUGCUCAAUGUUCGUUUCUACUAAUGUUCUUUCCUGUGUUUCUUUUAUCCUC
Molecule: messenger RNA, 791 nt
Organism: Dermacentor andersoni
Lineage: Eukaryota; Metazoa; Arthropoda; Arachnida; Ixodida; Ixodidae
Source: RefSeq, a predicted model, not a curated record